AGCCCUGCUCCGGGUCCCACGCUAGAUACAUAUAUAUACGCGGGUACCCUCAGAUUUGAUAUAGUUAGAAUUAUUCUUUGCUGUGAAUAUGCUUAAGAUCACUAUCCUAUCCUGCCUGUUUAUCUCCUCCUAUGGAGCUCCUGCCUAUCCUAAGGAGAUUCCAUCCAUCCCUGGGAUUAACUAUGAUAAACCUUCUCCUGCUCCUCUCCAACUAGCUCCUGCUCCAGGAUAUAUUCCUGCUCCAGGAUAUGCUCCCGCUGCUCCUGCAUAUAAGGAGCCAGGUGCACCUUAUAACUACUCCUACGAGGUGAAGGAUGAACCUGCAGGAUUGAACUUCGGACAGAACGAGAACAGUGAUGGAAGUGUUGUAUCCGGAGAAUACAGGGUUCUACUUCCGGAUGGAAGAACUCAGAUUGUCAGGUACAGAGCAGAUCACGUGACCGGAUAUGUUGCUGAUGUAUCAUAUGAAGGAGAAGCUAGACCUUAUGUUCCGGUCAAACCCUACUCUCCUCCAGCAGUUUAUUAUUAGAUAGUUAAUCUCAAACCUGAUCCUCAUUCUGAGCUUAGUUCCUUCUUUCCUGAUCCUCAUCCUGAUCCUGGUACCUUCUCACCUGAUCCUUAUCCUGAUUUUGGUUACUUCUCACCUGAUCCUUAUCAUGAUCCUGGUACCUUCUCACCUGAUCCUUAUCAUGAUCCUGGUUCUUUCUCUCCUUAUCCUCAUUAUGAUCCUGGUUCCGUUUCUCCUGAUCCUUAGCAUGAUCCUGGUUCCUUCUCUCCUUAUUCUCAUCAUGAUCCUGGUUCCUUUACUCCUGAUUCUCAUCUUGAUCCUGGUUUCUUUUCUCCUGAUUGUCAUCCUGAUCCUGAUCUUAGUUACUUCUCCUGAUCCUCAUUCUGAUCUUGGUUCCUUCUCUCCUGAUCCUUAUCAUGAUCCUGGUUCCUUCUCUCCCGGUCCUCAUCCUGAUCCUGGUUCCUUCUCUCCUGAUCCUCAUUCUGAUCUUGGUUCCUUCUCUCCUGAUCCUUAUCCUGGUCCUGGUUCCUUCUGUCCUGAUUCUUAUCAUGAUCAAGUUUCCUUCUCUCCCGGUCCUCAUCCUGAUCCUGGUUUCUUCUCUCCUGAUCCUCAUCCUGAUCCUGGAUCCUUCUCUCCUUAUCCUCAUUAUGAUCCUGGUUUCUUUUCUCCUUAUCCUCAUUAUGAUCCUGGUUCCAUAUCUUCUGAUCCUGAUCCUGGUUCCAUAUCUUCUGAUACGGAUCCUGAUCUUGGUUCCUUCUCUCCUGCUCCUUAUCCAGAUCCUGGUUCCUUAUCUUUUGAUCCUGAUCCCCAUCUUAGUUACUUCUCCUGAUCCUGGUUCCUUCUCUCCUGAUUCUAAUCAUGACCCUUGUUCCUUCUCUCCUGAUCCUUAUCCUGUUCAGGUUCCUUUUCUCCUGAUCUUUUCCUAACCUUGGCUCUAUUUCUCCUGAUCUUUUCCUAACCUUGGCUCUAUUUCUCCUGAUCUUUUCCUAACCUUGACUCCUUUUCUCCUGAUCUUUUCCUAACCUUGGCUCUAUUUCUCCUGAUCUCUGAUCUCUUUUCUGAUCCUACUUCACUUCUUAAUCCUAAACUUGAUCUUGAUAUAAGAACUACAUCCUUUUCAACCCUUAAUCCUGAGCCUGAUCCUUCAUUUUACAAUGCUGAUUCUAAUUUAAUCCAUACACAGAUUAUCCUCCUUCCCUUUAUCUUCUCCGAUUCCUCUUCUUUCAAUGAUCCUCUCCUAUACCUAAUUUAACUCCUUUCCUUGAUCCUAUAACUGUUCAGAUCACAGGACUUCAUUUGAUCCACUUAAAGCACUAUUCUUUUACUCCUAAUCCCCCGUCCUAGUUCAAUCCUAACCCUAAUCCUGAUAUCUCAUCACAAAUCCUAAUUCGUGAAUUUCUCCGACUUUGGUUAAAAUUCUAAUCCUUCCUCUCUGGUUUGAUUUUAAUCUUAAUCCUAAAUCUCAUCUUAAUCAUGGCUAAAUCUCAUUUUAUUGCUUUCAUUAUUCCGAAAACCCCAGAAGACUCUCCAGAUCCCAACCUGUCCGAUCUGUGUUUCAGCCUAACUUGUUCUUAUUUAUACAUUUUACAUAACUAUUCUGUUUAGUAAUAUGCGAGUUUUAUGUGAUAUGCUUUAUUGUUUAAGUUGUAAAAUAAAAUAAUUAUUUAUAAAA
Eurytemora carolleeae is the source of this 2180-nucleotide messenger RNA. RefSeq names its product cuticle protein 7. Bases 89 to 529 code for a protein of 146 amino acids. The transcript has 4 exons. Gene Ontology annotation, cellular component: extracellular matrix. Lineage: Eukaryota; Metazoa; Arthropoda; Copepoda; Calanoida; Temoridae. The record is from RefSeq and is a predicted model, not a curated record.